CUGGGUCACCAUUUGCUUGUUAGUCAAGCCCUCUGGAAGUGUCAGCGAGUCUUCGUCAGCCUCGGACACAUUUUCUUCUUUUGUCCUUCAUUCGUAUUCACAUUUUAUACAUUUAGCAAAGGCCAACAGUACUGUUAGUACAGUAUGUAAUGAAACAUGUUUUCUGGUUUCUGUCCAUGUUCCUACAAUCUUUCUACAGCUUCCUCCUCUCCUGUAUUAUCCUCCUCCGUGCAUUUCCAUGUAUUUCUGAUAAAGAAACUUUGAAAACAGGUCAAAUGUGACCCGAAAACAACACAUAGGUGAAAUUACUGAAAAAAGUAAAUAACUAGACCAACAGUCAUUUAAAUAUGUAGAAAUGUAAAUUAUAGCGUUUUUGACAUUACAGAGGUUCUUGGUUUCUGUCUGUUUGCCUGUUAUGAACGUUGUUACUACUGAAUUACAUUGUUGGAUAUUUGUCAUUGGGUUUUUUUUUGUGAAUAAACAAUAACUAGUGUGUUGGUACAUAUAUCAUUGUGAGUGCUAUAUUUUUUCAUGGGACCUGCUGAAAUGUGACUGCCCCCCCCUAACUCAGGACAGCAACGUCUGACAAUCACACAAUUUGCUAUACUUGCAUGUUAUGAGGUCUACUAAAAGUCCUGAAAAGUUUGUCUUUGUCAGCCUUUGCAAUCCUGAGUUAUGGGGGUGCAGUCCUUUUUUGGCAGGGGUAUAUGGGACCUGCCGAAAUGUGACUGCCCCCCCCCAACUCAGGACAGCAACGUCUGACAAUCACCCAAUUGGCUUCUGUAUUUUUUUUCAAACUGUAUUUUUUUCAAACUUUUCAGCACUUUUAGUAGACCUCAGUCACAUGUAUUACAUUUACAUUAUUACAUGUUAUAUAGCCUACAGAACACACACACAAAGCGACGCACGGGUCUGCUCCAGAGCUCCGUGAGUUUGAGCCUGAACCAUGUAGACUGUUAACGUCACGGCAACACGGAACUUAAACUUUGUGUUGCUUAAAACAACUAGGCUAAUGACAUUCGGGGCUACAAUAAAAACAUUUGGGGCUGAAGCCCUUCAAAAGUGACCUGGUUACAGUUUUUUCUGAUUGCUUAAGCGCUAAUCGUGAAUCUUGUAGCACAAUUUCUAAAACUAUUAAUACGUAUAGCAAAACCACUCACUGAGUUUGCAAAACUAAAAGCACAAACACUGCUUUGCACUCAUUUUGCAAUUUUGUAACACACACUUUGCAAAACUGUAGGCACAAUUCACAGCACAACACUCUUUUUGCAGAACUUUAAACACAACUCUGUGCUUACACUCAAUUACCACAUUUCCAACACACUACUAGCAAAAUUAUACACAUGUAUGGCUAUCAUUAACACUAUUUUGCCAACUGUCUGGCACACAUUCACAUGUGAAAACUGUUUUAGAUAAUUAGUUCACUUUGCAAUCAGCCUAAGCACUAUAAAUAAGCCACAGGUAAGCUGUCUGUGUGGAGUACAAUGGAAGGAGCAGUAAGAGUGAGAAGAGUGAGAAUCAGAGGAGGCCGAGGAAGAGGACGAGGACGUGGACGUGGAGUUGAAGAAGUUGGAGGGAGAGGACAUGGACUUGAAGAAGCGAGAGGGUUAGAGGAAGUUAGAGGAAGAGGACAAGGAGGAGCAAGAAGAGGACGAGGAGGGGAAAGAGGAAGGGUAAGAAGAGUAAGAAAUAGAAUAACUGAUGACAUCAGAGCUACAGUAGUGGACCAUGUCAUCAACCAUGGGAUGACCCUGAGGGAAGCUGGCCAACGCGUUCAGCCUAAUUUGAGCCGCUACACUGUGGCAAGCAUCAUUAGGACAUUUCGAAAUGAGAAUCGGUAAGUACUUUGUAGCACUGCCAUACUCUAAUGAGAAACACAACAGUACCAUACAUGCAAAAAUACUGAAAUUGUUACUUUACAGAAUUGCUAGACAUCCAGAUGUUGGGGGCAGAGGAAGAAUGUUCACUCCAGAGCAAGAGACCCAUAUAGUGAACAUGGUGAUUGCCAAUAAUGCAAUAAGACUGCGCGAAAUACAGCAGCGCAUAAUUGAUAAUGACACCAUCUUUCAAAAUAUACACAGUGUAAGCAUUUCUGCACUAAGUCGUGUACUUGCGCGCCACAGAAUAAGAAUGAAGCAAAUUUACAGAGUUCCUUUCGAGAGAAACACAGAACGUGUAAAGCAACUGCGAUAUGACUAUGUGCAGAGAGUGAUGGAACUAGAAGCAGAUGCCAUGGGACAUGAGCUACUUUUUGUAGAUGAGGCCGGUUUUAACCUCAGUAAAACCAGGAGACGUGGCAGGAACAUUAUUGGACACCGUGCCAUCAUCAAUGUCCCAGGACAACGUGGUGGUAACAUAACCAUGUGUGCAGCUAUAAGCCUAAAUGGUGUUGUUCACCAUCAUGCAACCAUAGGCCCAUACAACACUGCACAUAUUAUUGCAUUCCUGGACACCUUACAUGACAUGCUCACUGUUCAGAGACCAGAGCAUACCCGAUAUGUCAUCAUAUGGGACAAUGUAAGUUUCCAUAGGGCUGCUUUGGUCCGCAACUGGUUUACGGACCACCCAUUCUUCAUGGCACUCAACCUCCCUCCAUACUCUCCAUUCUUAAAUCCCAUCGAGGAGUUCUUCUCUGCCUGGCGUUGGAAAGUGUACGACCGUCAUCCUCAUCAACAGGUAGCCCUUUUACAGGCAAUGGAGGAGGCAUGUGGAGAUAUUGAUCAGGCAUCAUGUCAAGCCUGGAUACGGCAUUCAAGGAGAUAUUUUCCCCGGUGCCUUGGACUGGAGGAUAUCGCAUGCGAUGUGGAUGAAAUUUUGUGGCCGGACCCAGAAAGACGACAUGAUGUAGACUGAUUGUCUUUUAUACUUUUUUUUUUUUUUGUGAAAUUACUAUUUUGUGUUCUGACUCUGUCUUGGUUUUGAUGAGUGUGAAUAAACACCAAUACUUGAAGUUUGGAUCCUUGUAUGUUUACAUGACACUAUGACAAAAGUAUGACCUCAAAUUGACAUCUGUACACAGAGAAAGCAAAAGCCAGAUGUGUUUUGUAUUCAUACCAUCAGUGUGUAGUUGCCACAUUGUGUGCUUAGUAGAUGAUGGCUUGUGUUUACUCUUUGACACGAAAACACCAUUUUUACGAAGGUGUGAAGAGUUAAUCUAGCUGUGUUCGCUUUUGCAAGAGAACUACAAUGUUUUGAUAAUUGGGUGAAAGGUUUUCUUAUUUGUGUCUAGAGUUUUGCAAAAAUAGCCAAUAGUUACAAAAAAUGUGCUUAAGCAAUCAGAAAAAACUGUAAUAUUGGUGAACAUAACUAUUUAGACUGACCAACAUUGCCCUCUAGCGGCGUGGAGUCGUAUUUCGGCAGGCAGUCUUUUUUUCGGCACAACACCGGUUACGGCAAAAGUUGAAUCUAUCAACUAGCUCCGCUAUCUUCUUCGUUGCUCUGCCUGGUUGUAGCGUGCAGAGGGAAUUAGAAA
Molecule: messenger RNA, 3472 nt
Organism: Sander lucioperca (pikeperch)
Lineage: Eukaryota; Metazoa; Chordata; Actinopteri; Perciformes; Percidae
Exons: 2
Coding region: 1828-2853 (341 amino acids)
Molecular function (GO): nucleic acid binding
Source: RefSeq, a predicted model, not a curated record